Molecule: messenger RNA, 294 nt
Organism: Penicillium robsamsonii
Lineage: Eukaryota; Fungi; Ascomycota; Eurotiomycetes; Eurotiales; Aspergillaceae
Exons: 2
Coding region: 1-294 (97 amino acids)
Source: RefSeq, a predicted model, not a curated record
AUGACUACCAAUCUGAUAACUUACACUUUUGAUAGCUACACCCGCUACAACCUGCUACCCAGCUGCCAGUCGACCGUCAACCUCUCCUACAUUCGACAUUUGGCAAUAACGACCCCAGAGAAGCAGGCCAGAAAGGGCCAGCUCAUACUCCCCGGACUGAGACCCUCUCUAAGCAAUGCAAUCAAGUUGAACCCGCAUCGAAAGAACAUCGGUUACAAUCAUGCCAUCUGCAGCAUAUUGGUCGAAUCUACUGAAAAGGAUGUUGGAGCCUCUCAAAGAGAAUGGAAAUGGUGA